This is a messenger RNA of Mycosarcoma maydis (corn smut), 2862 nucleotides long. RefSeq lists its product as uncharacterized. Gene Ontology annotation, molecular function: pyridoxal phosphate binding; ATP binding; mevalonate kinase activity. The coding region runs from base 1 to 2862 and encodes 953 amino acids. Gene Ontology annotation, cellular component: cytoplasm. The record is from RefSeq and is a predicted model, not a curated record. NCBI's taxonomy places the organism in Eukaryota, Fungi, Basidiomycota, Ustilaginomycetes, Ustilaginales. Gene Ontology annotation, biological process: transsulfuration; 'de novo' L-methionine biosynthetic process; isoprenoid biosynthetic process. The transcript has a single exon.
AUGUCGGCUCCUCGUGACGCUUACAGCGUGGCGUCUUCUCAGGCGUCCACCAUCACCCCAUUCAGCACCGACGUCGCCUCUUCCGUCGCCUCGCUCGACUCUUCCAUCCCUACCUCCCCCGAGCCUUCCGACCUCGGCGAUGAUACUGACAUCAAAAGCGCCUUCAUCUCGCACAAGGACCGUCGCGGCCCCAAUGGCUACCGCUUCGCUACUCAGUGCGCUACUGUAGACGACCCCAACCACAAGGAUCAGUACGGUUCCUCGUCGGCUCCCAUCUACAUGUCGGCCACCUUCAAAGGUCUUCCCGGCGGCGAAUUCGACUACUCCCGCUCGGGAAACCCUACUCGCUCCAUGCUCCAGCACCAUCUCUGCCAGCUGCAGAACUGCAAGUAUAGCUAUGCCGUCUCGAGUGGUAUGGCUUGUCUUGACGUCAUUACCCGCAUCGUCAAGACUGGCGAGCGUAUCAUUGCCGGAGAUGACCUCUACGGCGGCUCCAACCGCCUCCUCGGCUACCUUGCCUCCCACCAGAACAUCCACUCCGACCACGUCGACACCACCGACGCCUCCAAGGUCGAAGAAAUGCUUCAGAAGCGAAGCCAGGAAGCCGCUGCCGGCCUUUGCGGCAAGGUGAGCAUGGUUCUUCUUGAGACGCCCACCAACCCGUGUCUGAAAAUUUGCGAUCUUCAGCGAUGCGCUGCUGCCGCCAAGAAGUGGGCGCCCGAUGCUGUUGUUGUGGUCGACAACACAAUGAUGUCGCCCUACCUCAUGCGUCCCCUCGAGCUCGGAGUGGAUAUUGUUUAUGAUUCGGGUACCAAGUAUCUCUCGGGUCACCACGAUCUUAUGGCCGGCGUCAUUGCUUGCGACCGUGACGACCUCGGCAAGCAAAUCGCCUUCACUAUCAACUCGAUUGGAAACGCUCUCACACCCAUGGACUCGUUCCUCUUGCUUCGUGGUAUCAAAACGCUCGCGGUGCGCAUGGAUCGACAGCAAGCUUCCGCCAUUACUGUGGCCCACUACCUUGACUCGCUCGGAUUCAAGGUCAACUAUCCCGGCCUUGCCUCCCACCCUUCCAAGGCGGUGCACGACAAACAGGCCGCCGGUCCGGGAUCGGUGCUCAGCUUUGUCACCGGCGACAAGGCGCUUUCGGAACGCAUUGUGGGUGCCACCCGAUUGUGGGGCAUUUCAGUGUCAUUUGGCUGUGUCAACAGUCUCAUUUCGAUGCCCUGCCUCAUGUCGCACGCCUCCAUCGACCCGAAAGUUCGUGCGGCUCGAGGCAUGCCUGAAGACCUCAUUCGUCUCUGUGUCGGUAUCGAAGACGAGCGCGACUUGCUUGACGACCUCGAAAACGCUUUGCUCCAAGCUGGCGCCAUCCGACGAAAGCCCUCGGCUCGAAGCUCUGCUCUCGCAUCUACCACCGAAAGCUCGCGCGCAGCAUCCCCAGAUCUCAUUGCCUACGAACGCACGCCUUUGCAUACUGACGAGCACACUCAGCAGGACAAGAUUGGCAGCUUGGUCGACGACAUGAACCGUGCAAGGCUCGAGACCCGCGGCGGUGAAGGGGAACCUCGCUCGGCUCAGGAUCACCCGCCGCCGUCGUCGGUGGUUGUCAGUGCGCCUGGCAAGGUGAUCCUUUUCGGUGAGCACGCAGUGGUGCAUGGUAUUACUGCUGUCGCCGCCUCGGUGGCGCUGCGAUGCUACGCUAACGUAUCGCCACGAGAGGAUGGCAAGAUUUCGCUCGAUUUGCCUGAUCUCGGCGUGAUCCACACUUGGAACAUCGCCGAUCUUCCUUGGUCUGCUGUGCCUAAAUCCAUUCAAGGUGGUGGCGCCGUACCUGACUCGCUCGACAAGACGCUUAUUGGCGCCAUCGAAAAGGUGGUGGGCGACACGGUCAACGAGAGCGAAAGAAGCCAUGCUGCUUCGAUCGCCUUUCUGGUGCUUUACAUGUGCAUCGCCGGUCAGGCUGAUGCGCGCGCUCAGGCAUUUGUGCUGCGUUCGGCUCUGCCCAUCGGUGCAGGACUCGGCUCAAGCGCCGCGCUCAGCUCGUGCCUCGCUGCGGCGCUCACCAUCCUCUAUGGUCGCAUUCCCGCUCCGGGCAGCGAACUGUCAGCUGAGCACUCGACACACAUCAACGAAUGGGCCUUUUUGUCUGAAAAGGUAAUUCACGGCACCCCCUCGGGUGUUGACAACACGGUGGCUGUUCAUGGCGGAGCGAUCGCUUUCACUCGUGCUCACCCAAGCAACACGCUCACAGCCAACAAGAUGAACAAGCUCAAAGGCUUCUCUUCGUUCCGUUUCCUCCUCGUCGACAGCUGCGUCGGCCGCGAGGGCAAGAAGCUGAUCGCUCACGUUGCAGCUCAGAAGGAAUCCGAGCCGACUCGUGUCAAUGCGGCUCUCGCUCGAAUCCAGACGAUCGCCGAUUCGGCCCAGCUCGUGCUCACUGGCAACUCGGGUCUCUCUCGCUCCGAGCAAGUUGCACAGCUUCGCGAACUGAUCAAGCAGAACCAUAGCGAACUUGUUGGGCUCGAGGUAUCGCACGCUUCGCUGGAGUUGAUCAAGAACAAGACCGAGUCGUUUGCACCCGAUCAGCUGGCUACUAAGCUCACAGGUGCCGGAGGAGGAGGAUGUGCAGUUACACUGCUGCCGGACGACUUUGAGGAGGAGAAGGUGAAGGAGCUGAUGAGCGAGCUGGAGAAUGCUGGCUUUAAGUGCUACGAGACCAGAGUGGGAGGUGACGGCUUCGGCGUCAAGCUUCUGCAGGACGAACAGGAGGAGGCCGAGGCCAAGCUGCGAUUCAAGGAAGCCAACGUGAGCAACGAGCUGGCUGUGUGGGCUGAUGAGCUUGCUGGUUGGGUAUUUGCCUGA